AUGGCAAUGAACUCGGAACAGCUCACGUUUGCCUCCUGUGGACUCAUCCCUGAAGCAACAGAAAAGCUAUCCAAGCAUUUCGAUGAGACCACGGAAUCUGCAAACCACCGCUGGGAUGCACUGUGGGAAGCCGGGGAUUUCCUCCCAUGGGACAAUGGAUGCCCGAAUACUGCGCUUCAGGAAGCAUUGGAAUACCGCAGACAAGAUCUAGGAGAGUCGGUGUUUGUAAUGGACCCCAUAACUGGAGAACACAGGAGGAAGCGAGCACUGGUCCCAGGCUGCGGGAGAGGGUAUGAUGUGUUGCUGCUAGCCAGUUUUGGCUACGAUGCAUAUGGGCUUGAGGUCUCCAAGGAGGCUGUCAAGCGGUGCUAUGACUACGCCCGCGAGAAUCAGGACAAGUUUCCGCCCAGAGACGAAUGCGUCGGGGCUGGCAGGGCACACUACAUAGAGGGGGACUUUUUCAGCGACAGGUGGUAUGACCAGGUCACUGGUAAUGCUACAUUUGAGCUUCUUUUCGAUUAUACAUUUUUCUGUGCUCUACACCCAUCACUCCGCGCCUCUUGGUCUCUGAGGUACGCGUAUCUUCUCUCAUCGCAUUCGGACAGCUGUCUCGUUUGUGUAGAGUUUCCAACGCAGAAAUGUCCUCGUUCCGGGGGCCCUCCCUUUGGCGUCCCGUCGGACCUGUACCUCGCCCAUCUGUCUUACCCUGGAGUCAAUAUCACGUCAGACGACGAAGGGAAAUUUAUCCCCGCGCAUGACAACCGACUUCUGUCAGCCGGGUUACGAAGGAUCGCUCAUUGGAAACCAAAGGCUGAUUCUCUCGGAGGUGUGAUGGAUUUUGUCAGUGUCUGGAAGUUCUGA
Messenger RNA from Aspergillus tanneri, 861 nucleotides. RefSeq lists its product as uncharacterized. The coding region runs from base 1 to 861 and encodes 286 amino acids. Lineage: Eukaryota; Fungi; Ascomycota; Eurotiomycetes; Eurotiales; Aspergillaceae. The transcript is spliced from 2 exons. Gene Ontology annotation, molecular function: S-adenosylmethionine-dependent methyltransferase activity. The record is from RefSeq and is a predicted model, not a curated record.